AUGGCAGCUGACACAGGGAGGUACAGGAGUGCUGUGAGCAAAAACAAAGACCCCUCCGGUCUCCUCAUCUCUGUCAUAAGGACUCUGUCCAGCAGCGAUGAUGUGGAGGACAGGGAGACGGAGAAGGGGCGUCUGGAAGAAGCCUUUGAGACGUGCGACAAGGAUCUGGAUGAGCUGAUCGUUCAGCAUUACGCCGAGCUCACCACGGCCAUCAGGACCUACCAGAGCAUCACAGAGCGCAUCACCGGCUCCCGCAACAAGAUCAAACAGGUGAAGGAGAACCUCCUCUCCUGCAAGAUGCUUCUUCACUGCAAAAGGGACGAGCUGAGGAAGCUGUGGAUCGAAGGCAUCGAGCACAAGCAUGUCCUCCAGCUGCUGGAUGAAAUUGAAAGUAUCAAGCAGGUGCCUCAGCGGCUGGAGACCUACAUGGCGAGCAAACACUACCUUCAUGCCACAGAUAUGCUGGUGACCGCCGUGGAGUCCUUGGAGGGGCCCUUGCUGCAGGUGGAGGGGCUCGGAGAUCUGCGGUUGGAGCUCCACAGCAAGAAGCUCAACAUCCACAUUGUGCUCAUCGAUGAGCUGCACCGACACCUCUACAUCAAGUCCACAAGUCGCCUGGGACUCAGGAACAAGGACAAGAAUGCUGCUCGCCUCCCAGGGUCUGCUGCCAAAGACACAUCCCCGAUGCCCGUGUUGGAUGUCAGCAGUCUGUCCACCCCCCGCAAGCUUUUGGAUUCCUCGCAGUUCAGCACCCCAGGAUCCAGCAGUGUGCGUGAGGACGGGCGAGAGCCGAACCAAGCCGACCUCCCUGAAGUGGAUCCAGAGGAGAACAGUCCUGAGUUCAUGGGCAUCCUCAUCAAGGCUCUGGCCAAGUUGAAGAAAGUCCCAGAGACCAUCAAAGCCAUAAUGGAGCGUCUGGAACCUGAACUGAAACAGAUCGUCAAGAGGUCCACCACUCAGAUAGCUGACCAUGCUUAUCAGAGAGGAGAAACCCUGGCCCAGGAGUGCCAGCCGAGGCUGCUGCUGGAGCUGCUGGAGCUCUUGUUCGAUAAGUUCAAGGCUGUGGCUCAGGCGCACAGCGUGGUGCUGGCCCAGCUGCAGCACAUCGCGGUGCACUGCCCGGGGGGGGCCCAGAAAGAGGGUAUCAAGCUGUACGAGCAGGCGGACGUCUCUGCCAAGAUCCAGACGGUGCUGCAGGGUCUGCUGAUGGAAUACCUUGAUGUGAAGAACAGCCGGAGUGCUACAGAGCCAUCGGCUCACAACUCCUACGCCAGCACGGGCAGUGAGUUUGCUGCCUUUUUUUCCAAGAAGAAGCCGCAGCGUGCCAAGCAGUCUCUUUUCAAGUUUGAAUCGUCUUCCCAUGCCAUCAGCAUGAGUGCCUACUUGAGAGAGCAGAGGCGAGAACUCUACAGCAAGAGUGGAGAAUUACAAGGUGGAGCCGAUGACAACUUGAUCGAAGGGGGAGAGAUGAAGUUUGUGUGCAAGCCAGGAGCGAGGAACAUCACUGUGAUCUUCCAGCCUCUUCUCAGAUUCAUUCAGGAGAUAGAGAUGAACAUGGGGCCAGGCCAGGCCAAGCAGUGCCAGCUCCGAGCUUUCCUCACCUACUACAUCAACGACCUCUUUCUCAACCAGGUGCGGACAGAGAUCAACAAGGACAUCGAGACAGUGAGCAAGACGGCCGACCCCUUGAAGAUCCUUGCCAGCGCCGAUACCAUGAAGGUUCUGGGCGUCCAGAGACCCCUGCUGCAGAGCACAGUGGUGGUUGAGAAGUCCAUCCAGGAUCUAAUGAGCCUAAUGCAGGACCUGAGUGCCUAUUCCAACCAGUUCCUGGAAAUGGUCUGCGACAAGCUGAAGGAGUACAAGGAAAUCUGCAACACAGCCUACAGGGCCGUGGUCCAGUGUGAGGAGAAGCUGACCAUCAGUGCCUCCUGGUCUAAAGACGAGGACAUCAGUCGUCUGCUCCAGUCUCUCCCCAACUGGGCCAAUAUGACCCAACCCAGACAGGCCCGACAGAAGAGAGAGGAUGAAGAGGACUUUACCCGAGUUGCUUUCGCGAAGGAGUCGGAGGUGCUGACCGGUAACCUCGGAGACAAGCUAAUCCCCCAGAAUGAGAUCCUCCGUGACGUCAGUGACCUCAAGGCUCUGGCCAACCUUCACGAGAGCAUGGAGUGGCUGGCCGGUCGUCUCAAGACCUUCUUCGCCAACCUGCCUCAUGCUUCCAGUGUGUCUCCCUGCUCUGGAGACAGUCAGGUGGUUGGUGAGAGUGAACGCAGCCGGGAGCAGAUCCUCCAGACCCUGACUGACUUGUCCAGGGCCUUUCAGGAGAUUUCCGACCGCUGUCUCCUGGUGUUGCACCUGGAGGUCAGGGUGCACUGUUUCCAUUACCUGAUCCCCCUCACCAAGCAAGGGAACUAUGCCAUUGUGGCCAAUGUGGAGAGCAUGGACUAUGACCCCCUGGUGGUCAAACUGAACAAGGAUAUCUCGGCCAUAGAGGAGGCCAUGGGGGCGGCCCUGCAGCAGCACAAGUUCCAGUACAUUUUUGAAGGUCUGGGUCACCUGAUCUCCUGUAUUCUAAUUAACGGGGCCCAGUACUUUAAGAGGAUCAACGAUUCUGGUAUCAAGAAGAUGUGCAGGAACAUCUUUGUUCUCCAGCAGAACCUCACCAACAUCACCAUGUCCAGGGAGGCCGACCUCGACUUUGCCAGGCAGUACUAUGAGAUGCUGUACAACGCCGCGGACGAGCUGCUGAACCUGGUGGUGGACCAGGGCGUCCGCUACACGGAGCUGGAGUACAUCAACGCCCUGUCCCUGCUCCACCGCAGCCAGACGGGCGUCGGGGACCUGAGCACCCAGAACACCCGGCUGCAGCGGCUGAAGGAGAUCAUCUGUGAACAGGCGGCCAUCAAACAGGCCACCAAGGACAAGAAGAUCACCACAGUGUAGUGAGGAGAGCAGGUCGGUGCUCAGAGGGGCGGAGCCUCAGGGGAAUAACUGUACAUUUUUAAUAUAACCUGUGCUUCACAUGUUUUUUUUCUUUUUCCACUACUGAUUUGUUUAUCAGGACCAUGUGUGGGUCAAGUGCACAAGAGUGAGAAAUGAUGGAAAGAGGACAUUUAAGAACUGAGUUGUGUGUGUGUAGACUGAGAUCGUGAUGUGCGUGAAAUCUGUAGCUCUUCGAGACAUGAACUCCAGCAACAACCACACCGACUUAAGCCCUCAUCCCCAAAAUCUCUCCCGACAUCUUCGUUGGUGUCUUCUCCAUGUGUGGUACUCCAGAGAAAGACGUUUGCGCCCUCACAUUUGUCCACUUCAGAGAACGUAAGAAGAAUAUUCAGGGUUCAUGUCUCAAAGCAGCUUUAAUGUGAUGAGACACAUCGUAGUCGGGGGGGCUGACACAUACACUUUUCCCCGAACUCUGCAGAUUAUAAUAUAUACUAUAUAUGCAGCAGUGUCUCCCUGUAAUUGGGAAGUGAGCUGACAACCAACUACAGACUUUCCAAGUCCAGCUCCUUGUAGAUCUAUAUCAUGAGGUAACCUAUAUCGUCACGGCUCCUAACAGUCCACCCCCCC
Molecule: messenger RNA, 3570 nt
Organism: Limanda limanda (common dab)
Lineage: Eukaryota; Metazoa; Chordata; Actinopteri; Pleuronectiformes; Pleuronectidae
Gene: exoc4
Product: exocyst complex component 4
Exons: 20
Coding region: 1-2943 (980 amino acids)
Biological process (GO): Golgi to plasma membrane transport; exocytosis; chemical synaptic transmission
Cellular component (GO): growth cone membrane; exocyst; synapse
Source: RefSeq, a predicted model, not a curated record